This is a messenger RNA of Theobroma cacao (cacao), 1193 nucleotides long. Its product is annotated as trigger factor. NCBI's taxonomy places the organism in Eukaryota, Viridiplantae, Streptophyta, Magnoliopsida, Malvales, Malvaceae. The record is from RefSeq and is a predicted model, not a curated record.
AAAGGAAAAGGAAAUACUAGUAGCUCGCCCAAAGGGUCACCAGCAAUUUUCAGCUUUCGAGUUGGAAGAUAUACGGGGAGACACUGGCCGCCUCUUCCCAACGACGUCGCUCUCUACUUACCGUGUGUGAAACUUGAUUUUUAAAUUGUAAGAAUGGAAGAUGUCAUAACCGAAAUUCCCCCGCCUUCAAGAUUCUUCCAGGAAGAUCUUAACAACUUUAUACCUCCAUCCCCAUCUCUCCCGUUGCCAUUCCUUGUACUCUCUAAUCCUAAGCCUGAUAAGCCCCUUCGUCCAUCUCUCCUUGUCAUCGCGUUAUCAUCUCCAUCUUUGUAUAUCUUCCACCAUUUGUCAACUAAGACCUUAAUUGGAAGUCUUAUCCUACCUGAGAUCCCUUUCUCUGGCAUCUCUGUUGAACCCUCGCUAGGAGACAAAACCUGCAACAUCUAUUCGCUUAAUGAUGAGGACAAUUCUACUCUCCUUGUGUCAGUUCAACAUGGUGUCUCUGCAGAGAGAUCUCACUUUGUUGCAAGGUUGCUGAUAGGUGAGGAUAUUGUUCCUGAGAGGGUUCUGAUAUUGGAUUCAAUUCAGAGCUCAAACUUCAGGGGCAAGCUCUCACCAGAUGAAACAUAUGCUUUUAAGCUGGAGACAUUAGCAGAAAGAAAAGGAUCAGGUGGUGGCAAUGUAGACUUCUCACUGCUAAAGGGUUUAGACUAUUUUCCAUCUGGUAGUAUGAUUGAUGGCUUGGCUGCUGCUCUGUUGAGUCGUUGCCAAUUGAAGAACAUAAAGGGGACAUUGUGUGUUUCAUGGCCUGAAUUUGGUAGUUCUGUUGUGACUCUAAUUAGAUCUCUACUGCAAAGGAAUGUACUUCCUAGCCUGGACUUGAGCUUAAAGGGAGUGGUGCAGGAUCAAUAUGCAAGGUUCAAUCGAAUUAGGCAUCAGCCUUAUGAUACCGAAUUGUACACUUAGUGAACUACAUUUAUGCAUUCGCCCACUCACACAAAAAUGAAGAAGAAGAAGAGAGAUAGUUUUAUGUUUUAUUCCUUUCUUAACAUUUCUCUCUUUUUGACAUGUUGUUCUGCUGCAUAUUUUUUUUGGAAGAGGUGCAUGAGAGUAAUUCACUAAUUUGUCUGCUGGGUUUUGCCAUUUCUUUUAAGUUGAACUUAUAAGAAGCCUCUGAACUUGCUCCUGUUUGA